UAGAAUCACGAAAUACGCAAGAAGCUUUCACACACCGUCCGAAAAAUUACUCAAAUAUUCAAUAACUGUCCUGAAGUCUACAGAAACCGUUUUAAUCUAUCCAAUAUGAGCUAAUAAUGCGCAAUUGGUGAAAAAUUGUGUGAUAUUCGACAGUGUGGAAAGAGAAUCGAGUCUGAGAAUACAGUCAAAAAGAAGACUCGAUCGAUUCGAACGCCGAUCGAAAGCGAAAUGAAAAAUUCCAUGAGAUCAGGGGGUGGAAGAGUGCGAGAAUAAAAAAGAAGCUUCGGGUCGCGCAGGAGAGUCGAGAGCUUUCCCGUUAUGCGCCUCCUCUCUAAGCCGAUUUCGAGCUGCCGGCCACAGGCCGGUACCGCUAGCUUCCCAGAAAUCGACGCUCGAUAAUGCCUCUCGAUACGGAUGAAGCAAUCUCCUCUACUGUCGCACAGCCGCGAGAGGGGAAAAAAAGGCCUCCGACAGAAGGGUGGGGAAACAAGAUGCACGGUGGGGGAAGUCGCACAUAUAGCCGAUACACCACUAGCUCAUGUUUUAUUCAUCGAUUCAAACAAAUUCGAAGCGUACUCUUCGUCGCGUGCUUCCUCCUCGUCACCGAUAACGUGGUUGUCCUUCUCUUAUCCGAGCUUUCAGGGCUAUACCUUCCCGUUCAGGGAUGCCUGGACAAUUUGGACUUUGCGAGAUCCCUUCUUUCUUCGACAAUUUUUUUAUUUCACUCGUUUUAACGAAAGAUUUGGCAGAUUUCUUUUUCUGUUUCUUCUCGUUUCAUUAUUGGGUUGUUUUAGGUGAAAUUGUUGGUAGAAUUGUUCAUCACUUUGUUUUAGGAAGUGUUGAAUAUUUUGAUCGGGUUAGUUGGUUGUUUCGUCCUUUUUUUUUUUUAAGAAUCUUUAGACUUGAAGGGAUUUUGUAUGUGUCUUGAUUUUAUAAUCUUUUUGUACGAAAUGAAGAAACGACGUUAAGGGUUUAAAAGAAUUAUUCGUAAAUUUGUUCUAAUAGGGGUUGAAUUAUCAACUCUGUUUUUCUUAACAUUUACCUUUGAAAAUUGAAGUUUGUCUAAUUAUUAGGAAUAUUAUUUUUUGUAUGAUUAUUCACUGGUUUGCUUUAGUAAGGAUUCAACUGAUUUUUAAACUCAUCUCUGGAAAAACAAAGAUCGAGGUGGAAUACGACGAGAUUCCACAUCAAUCAAUUUUCUACUGUUGGUCAUUUGUAACAUUUUCAGGCCUAUAGACUUUAAAAUCUUUGCUGAUCGUAAGUAGACAAAUCCUGAGAACUUGCCGAAAACUGCUUUACGUUUAAAUAGGGUCGAAGUUUAUCCUAGGACCUUAAGUUUAUUCUUUUCCUGGUACCAUUAAAAAAAAUCGUGGUCAUACGCUUCCAUAAAUUCGCGAAAGUUAUUUGACAAUUCAAAACGUUCCGAAGAAAGUUCUCGAACUGCAAAGUGGAUCAGGUAGAUCCAACGUCAGAAGUAAUUGCGUCUGACUUAAAUUCAAUUCUACUGAACUGACCUACUAUGAUCGCCGCGUUCAAUGUUGACGCACGACCGACCAUUUUCACGAAUAUCUUUUGACGAUGAUAUCUAGAAAAUCGGGACAAUACGCAAUUGUUCCAUCGAAUAAGCGUUUGUUCGUCAUUGACAACCUAAUUUUUGCUGAGCGGAUUUCCAGAGACAGCUAGACUGUUCAAGGACUGAUUAGCUCGAACUUGUGAUCGAAACUUUACAUUAUUGCGGUCACCUUCGUCUUAUAUUCUCUUGAUCUCCUUAUAGUACACCUUUAUUUUUUAUUUAAAAUUUUGCACAUAUUUUUCAAAGAUUGUGCGUUUAUUAAUUUGGCAUCUAUUUAGAUUUUAGAGUAUAUUAUAAUAAAUAUAAUUUUAAAGUAAUAUAAAACAUAUAUGCAAAAUUGUAUUUGACAAAAUUAUCAGAAAUAUGAAAAUUUUCGACUUGGAUAUCUUUACUCCUAGCACUUCAUUCGAAGACAUUGUCACGAUGAGUGUACAAAUGUACACAGUAAUUCCAUUGAUCGAUUCAGCUCACUAGCAAUUGAAUCAAAUACCUUCGUUCGAAAAUAAUUUUUCCAUCGAAGCAUUUUAGUGAAAAAUCAUGAGUAUAUUAUCUAUUAGUGUCGAGUUUCAUUUCCACCUAUGCCAGAUUGAUGACAAAUCGAAUUUUUCCAAGAGUUUAUCGACUCAACGAAGGUGACACGUCGUUCCUUCGAUUCUUUUUACUAUUUAUAGUAACGACCGCACAAAUGUUAUUUAUAAUAUCGUUGUCAAUUCUACUGUCGCAAUAGUUGGAAACAUCAGUGAAAGGAUUCUUUUUCCUCCUUUUUCGUCGAUCAGAACCGAACGCGUUCGCCUCCCAGUGCUCGUCGCAGAAUUGCGUAACUUUCAUUCAACAUCCUGUAGGAAGAAAUUUCAGAUUCAAGAAGCGAUUGAUUUUCUUGGAGAUAGCGGAAAACGUCCCGCCGAUGACGACUACGAAAUUUAUUUUAUGGUCGUAAACAAUAUGUCUGCCUUUGCAGUUUGCAUUCGAGCAUAAAUCAGAAGCAACAUUUUCCUACGUGUGAUCACGUUUCGAUAUUUGAUCCUUGAUAUUUAGUUAGGAUCCACCGAGCAUAACGAUAAUGAGACCACGUAGAAACUGCUACACGCUGGUACAAGAGACGGUACGAAAGAUCCGAGACUCGACAAAGAUCGAAUAAGAUCGUUGUCGAGGAAGAUGAAGAAGCAAAGGACACGGUCUACCUACAAUUUUCCAGUUGCUGAAAUUUCGUCGUAAAAGGCGAGCGGCAAUGCUCGGAAGGUUUUUCUUCGCUGCAACUCGUUUUGCUCUAUCACCCCUGUGGCCCUUAAAUGGCCGAGCGAAAAGGCAGCGAGCAGCUCAGCGAGGCUAACGAGCCCAAUUUCUCGUCUCCCCCGGCGGAAAAACGAACGAUUUUCGGGUACAGCCUGUACGACGAUGGCACGAAAGGCCCACUCUGGAUCAGCUUGCAGAACCAUAAGCAGGGUCCCAUAUCGAUAAACGUCAAGUACAUCGAAAUAAGAGCGGAAUAAAGGGCGUAUGUGAGUCUGGUGUGAGAUGGGAGUGAGUAGCCGGUCUCACGAGGUGCUCGUUGGACUGGAGGCGCACCACCUUGCUGCCAGAAAACCCGAUGGCACCUUAAGGAGAGAAGUCAAGGGCAAGAAGCGUCCCUUCGUUGCCCAGUCUGGCCCAGCUUGGGCCCUACUUGGACCCCACUCCCGGCCGUCGCGUCUCCACCCCCUCCCCCACCGCCUCACUUCGUGUAUAUAUCUCUUGGUUGUAGAAUCUCCCUGCCCCUCCAGCCCCCUUCACCUUUCUGGAUCUCCCUCCCUUCCCCUCCAUACCUUCUAUCAUCCUUCCGUUCCGCUCCCUCCACCUUUCCAGCCCUUCUUCUUCGGGCUUCUCCCGACGUUCCACACACCUGAACGACCGAGAGUGUCGGAGAGCCGUCGGCUCUCUCGGUGCUUUCUUGAAAUUCGUCUCUCUACCAGCAGUAGCAGCACCAGCAGCACCAGCAGCAACACACCGGGUUGUGUGUUAUACACUUACGACAGAGUGUACGACAGAGAGACCAACUUCUCCUCCCCCUUUCGUCUCAACACGAAUCCAUAUGUAUGGGGUUGAGAGGCGCACCAGGCGACGCAAAUGUGCUGACUACAUUACGCCGCUAUAUAAGAUAGCCGGCCAACCAUCCUAUCCCCACAGACCGAGCCAGAUCGGCAGACCGUUCACAGACGGACCAACGAACCGAUCUACCGAUACUUCAGACACGACACAUCUUUUUCGUUAACACGGACCACUUCGGGAACUCAGCCGAUCACAGGGUUAGAUCAGCCAGUUUUCGUCGAGGAAACCUAUUCACCGGUAUUAUUCGAUCAGUUCGAUUUCAUCGGGGGAGGUGAUCGGAUUUUUACACAUUUUACGAUUUAUACUCAGGAUACGUCUUAGCUUGACGAUAUUUCAGCAUUUUCAAUAAUACACGAUCGUUGAAAGAGUUUCGUUCUGUACCGCGACAACAACACACGUGCCACAAAGUUUCCAAGCUUUGAAAAGUCGAAAAGGCUCAGAGAAUUUCCUUUUGAAGAGACCCUUCUCGCGAUCCAGAUACCCUAGGUCGGGGUACCACGGUUCUUCACACGAGACACAACACGAAAACAUCGGUGACGAUCGUCAGUGAGUGCAUCGACGAAGAGAAACAAGGUCGAAGAUGAUCCCUUUGACAGCCACCACGUGCUUCCUAAUCGCUGUCACCUUCCUGGCACUCGUCCUGAUCCUACUGGAUCAACUAAGGUCCAAGAAAACGACGAAGAAUGUCAUCUUGGACAAUCACAUCCUGCCGGAACCACCUGGACCCAAACCAUGGCCGAUUCUGGGCUCCCUUCACAUCCUGGGACGCUACGACGUACCCUACAAAGCUUUCGCCGAUCUUGUUAGGGACUACGACUGUCAGGUGAUCAAGCUCAGGAUGGGAUCUGUGCCCUGCGUGGUCGUCAAUGGUCUGGAGAACAUCAGAGAAGUGCUGACCAUCAAGGGACACCACUUCGAUUCCAGGCCAAACUUUACCAGAUAUCAUCUGCUCUUCGGUGGAAACAAGGAGAACUCUCUGGCAUUUUGCAACUGGUCAGAGGUGCAGAAGACCCGAAGAGAGAUGCUCCGCGCGCACACGUUCCCGCGCGCGUUCUCCACACGCUAUAACGAGCUAAACGGGAUAAUUGGUGAUGAACUGAACCUUCUGAUCAACCAUCUGGACUCCCUCUCCAACACAAACGUGCACGUGAAACCACUGAUCCUUCAUUCCUGCGCGAACAUCUUCAUCACUUACCUCUGUUCGAAGAACUUCCACCUAGAACACAAUGGUUUCCGGUACAUGGUCGAGAAUUUCGACAAGGUGUUCUUCGAAGUGAAUCAGGGUUACGCAGCCGAUUUUCUACCCUUCCUUAUGCCUCUUCAUCACAGAAACAUGACAAGAAUGGCGCACUGGAGUCACGAAAUCAGAAAAUUCGUCAUCAAGAACAUCAUUUCUGAUAGAGUGAACGCUUGGAAUGGCAUCGUUCCCGAAAAAGAUUAUCUAGACUGUCUUAUUAAUCACGUCAAGAGUGGAACAGAACCCGCGAUGUCCUGGAAUACAGCGUUGUUCGUCAUGGAAGAUAUAAUUGGUGGACACACUGCCAUUGGAAAUCUCCUCGUCAAGGUUUUAGGAUUCCUCGCUACAAGACCAGAUGUUCAAAAAGUAGCUCAGAAAGAGAUUGAUUCUCUUGGUAUCUCUGGAAUAUUCGUUGGGCUGGAGAACAGAGGGUCCUUGCCUUAUGUCGAAGCUAUCAUCUUGGAGACUAUUAGGAUAAUUGCUAGCCCUAUUGUUCCUCACGUGGCUAAUCAGGACAGCUCCAUUGCUGGCUACAGAAUCAAGAAGGACACCUUCAUUUUCCUCAACAACUACGAUCUAAACAUGUCUACCGAUCUGUGGACCGCGCCAGAAGAAUUCAUGCCCGACAGAUUCGUCCAGAAUGGAAGGUUACUGAAGCCAGAACACUUCCUACCAUUCGGUGGAGGUCGACGAUCUUGCAUGGGCUACAAACUGGUGCAGUAUCUGAGCUUUGCCAUUCUAGCUACGUUGCUGAAGAACUUCACGAUAGCACCCGUGAAGAACGAGAAUUACACGAUUCCCAUCGGAAAUCUGGCCCUGCCUGAGAUGACUUUCAAAUUUCGAUUUGAACGACGGUAGGGCCUCGAAGAAGGCGCGGAAGUUGGCCUUGGAGGAAAGGGCUGACACGAAGACUUCGGUUGCUUCGGCGAAGCUUCAAUGAGGGCAACCAUAAUGGAUCGUUGGUCCACGAUCAAGAAGGAGCUUCAGGGAAAUUUGGGAGGGACCAGCUGAAGAGAGGCUUCUGAUUUGUUUUUUUUUCUUUUAGACAAAGCUUUAUAAAGAAGGUCGGAUACUGUUUGACCUUCGUCAGCAACGAGAGCUUUACUGACAUUACUAGAUGGUUAAGGUAGCAAAUUUUUGUUGAUCGUUCAUCAACGGGGAAUAAUCCCACUUCCCUCUGAAACGGUUCGAAGACGAUCAGCCGCGAUAUCAGGAGAGAAAACUUGGACUGAAAAAGAAGAGGACUGACCCCACGGGAUGCUACGGGAAGAACAGUUGUCGUUUUAACGAACAGCUUAGGUAAACCGAGCCUUACCGGUCAUCUUCUUGUUUCUUUCUUAUAGAAUCGUGCCUUCUUUAUAAUUUUAGAACCAUGCUUACUUUAGGCAACUUUUGGUCGAUUAAUGGAGACGAUUGAGUUCCUGUUGGUUAAGUAAAAGAUUUACGCUAUAGCUUGAUCGUUGUUUGAUACUUUAUCGUUGAACGUAGCUUGGACGAUGCUGAUCAAAUUACGAUUAUCUGUCUGUUUAUCGUUUAAUAUUUACAAGAUACUGAACUGAUAGUAUUAGUAGGAUUUUACAUGUCACAAGCUACAGAUCACUGUCAUAUUAAUAGAUAAAUUGACAUAACAGUAACAAGUUUGUUUUACAAGUAAAUUAUCUCAUUGGCUUAUUUGUUAGAAAAUUAUACAAAAAAAAUCCACGAUCUACAUCUUGUAACCGUUAAUUCAAUAAUAUUAUUAGUUAGUAAAUUAUCGUACAAGAGAGUCCAGUCGCUGAAUAUUCAAGUUCCAGUUGAUCGAUUGAAAAAGUUCUACUCGAUUGAUAUUAUGUUUACAGAGUUGAUUGACCAAAUUGAUUGACCAAAAGUUACGUGAUGUAAACGAGGCUUAAGAACGUAGUAUCUUCAUCUUGAAAGCUUUCAAGAAGGGAUUAAAUUCUGCUAUAAAAAGACGAAGAUUUACGUUCAAUUAUUACGUUAUCGGAUGAUGGUCCGUAGUAAAUCCUAAAUAUAUUUUCCUGGAAAUCGAUCUAUUGAUCAAUCUACUCACUUUAUCAUUUCCUUCUUCUUCUUUUAUUUCAUUCUUUUCGAUUACUUCUUUGAUGUUAAUAUAUAAAACGUCACAUAAAAGGAUUAACAUUAACAUACAUAAAAUUACGUUGUAUAAAAUAUUAACAUCAAGGAUAAUAUUAACUUGAAUUUUUAAUAUCGAUCGAUUUCAUGGGAAUACGAUAAAUCGACGGGUGAUCCACGAAGAUCCACGGAUCAGAAAUGACCGACACUGAUUCUUUUGUUUAAUCGAACGAUCACGUACAAACCAUCGUCUGAUAACUGCUUGUUCGAAAGACGAGACGCGAGAACGUGAGCGGUAAGCACGGAGAAAACGAGACGAUUUUAUUUCACGUUAAUCGUUUCGAUCGCGUGAAAUCAGAACGAAAACACCUCGCGCCCCUCCAAGAGGGUGUGAAUUCAUCGCGCGAGCUUAUCGAUCAUCCAUCGUUUGCGGUAUUCCGAAUACUCGACCGAUAUAUGCAUCAACAUUGAUCCAAUAUUGAUUUUUUUCUGAAUUACCACGCGCAUUUGGAAUUAGGAGUAACGAACAUUUAGACCCACGAAAUUAUUUGAACAUUUAUCGUAAAAAACCUUUAUGCGUAUGUUAUGUAAAACAUUUUGAAAUUUUAUCAACACUUGUGUCAGUUUUGAAAAUUCAUCGGGCCUUUAAUAAGUCACGACUGUCCUGAUUGUAUUAGUUUAAUUCGAAACUGAUCUGGAAAUCAAGAAGCUAUAAGAACACUGUGUUAUGGAAAAUAGCAAUGGAUUGAUCUACCAAGUAUUUAGCUUGCACUAAGUAUCUUCGAGCUUCUACGUAGAUUUUCAGAGUUGUUCCAAACUUUAUCGGUAUAAUUACUAUAAUCGAACCUCGAUAUUAAUGAAAUUUUAAAAUGUUCUACACAACACAAAUAAUAUAUUAGAAGGUUUCUAUGAAUAUUGGAAUACUUUCAUGAGCUACUGUAUUCCAAAAGUGUUACAACUAAAAGUAAUUCGAUCUUCUGUUAGAUGAAUAUGAAAUCAGUCAAAGGAGGAUUUUAAGAGCUAAGAAUAGAAAAUUAUAAAAAUAAUAUUUGGCCAUUGUUUUCUACAGUCUAUUCUUUUUCUCAAUAUUAUUUGAGUUGUGUCACUUUUGAAAUGUGCGAAGUGUUCGAGAACACCUUUAAUCGUCGUGGAAUUGAUAGUCGGUUGGUUCAGAACCGUGGUGAGUUCAGCUUAUUUCUGUCUAGUUUUAGCAUUGUGUUUUGGUAUUUCAUAGAUUUGAUAUUUUAGAGCAAACACCAAAGUAUAUAGAGUGAAAUUAUUGAUAUACUAUUAAGUUAUGUAAUAGCUGUAACUAGUCACGGUUCUAGUCUCCUGUUUCUUCCAAACAAUCGUAGCUUAUCAAAGACUAAACGACGAAAUUUCUCCAAUGUUGGACCAACGUUCGUGCGAGAUAGCGUAAAAUCGGUUCUACAUAUUUCUUUCCUUUUUUUCUUUAUGACCGAAGAAAAUAUUAACGAGAACAUCGCACCGAAGCGUACAACACGUUUAAAGUUUGUUAAUUCUCGUUUCUCGACGCGAUCCUCGACGCACGUUCCUUUCCUCUUUCCUCUCACCUUCUUCUCAUCUUUGAUAUUUCUCUUUUUCUUUCGCUCCAUGUUUCCCUUAGCGCAAAUCUGACCAAUUAUUUGCACCUUACCAGUUCAUCUUUGUUUCGAAAAAAGAAAAAAGAUUCAAUGAAGAAAAAUAUAUACUUAUUUUUUUAACUAAAAAUAUAUAUAUUUCUUUGGUGCAAAAGUGGUCGCUCGUAAGGGGUGAGAAAAUGGUACAGAACGGACGAGUCCCGCGUAAGACGAGAGAAAUCGAUUUCUCUUUUUUCUUUCUUUUUUUUUAUUGUGAUUAUCAAUUAUUACACGACUGAAUGAUUUUUCUCAAAGAGAAAAGUCGGUUUCCUCGCGAGAGCUACGCUCACGUAUAAUAAUUUAUUUUUGCGCUAUUAAGCAUUGAUUCUUCUUCUUAUUAUUAUGUUAUUAUAUUAUAUUACAUUAUAUUAUUAUUAUAUUAUUUCUGCUUGCUACUAUUAUCAUCACUAUUAUCAGCAGUUAGAGUUUUCAUCCCCCUUUUUAUCAUCACAUUUCUCCACCACCCCAUAUCUCGUACUUCCACGUCCGUACGUUAUUUUGUGUUUGUUAUUUAAUUAUCGCGAUUGUUACGACAUUUGUUAAUUUAUUAUUUAAGAUUUUAAUAAUAAAAGCGACAAAUAAGA
Molecule: messenger RNA, 9192 nt
Organism: Bombus pascuorum
Lineage: Eukaryota; Metazoa; Arthropoda; Insecta; Hymenoptera; Apidae
Product: cytochrome P450 307a1-like
Exons: 3
Coding region: 4239-5753 (504 amino acids)
Molecular function (GO): heme binding; oxidoreductase activity, acting on paired donors, with incorporation or reduction of molecular oxygen; iron ion binding
Source: RefSeq, a predicted model, not a curated record